CAGUGAUGUAUAUAAAUAAAGGUAUUCUGAUGAGUACAUCAUAAAUAUUCACCCACCCUCUCACCCCCCUCUCCUCAUCAUGCAACUCUUUCAAUUGCAAUUGUCAGCCUUAGUCGGCUUGGCGUUAUGGACAUCUUCUGUUUCCGCUCUAUUCCCCGCAACAAAUGCAACAAAAUCAGCAGGUCAACAAGCAUGUUCUCAACUGAGUAAACAAUUGGGUAGCAAGGUAGCAUCAGUCGCCAUUGAUCCUUCCUAUAUCGUUUCAACAACAUACUAUUAUUCAGAACAACAGGCUGAAAAUAAACCUUCUUGCGUCGUUGCUCCAACGGCUUACAGUGAUGUUCAAUCAGCAAUGAAGACUAUCCGUCAAUACAAUUCAACACUUGCAAUCAAAGCAGGUGGACAUCAAACAAACAAUUAUUGGUCAUCCGUUGCAGGAGGAGUUUUGAUCGAUUUCAAAAAUAUGAAAUCAAAAUCAUUCACUCCAGGUUCCACUACCGGUUACUUCCAGCCUGGUAAUAGAUGGGAUGAUUUAUAUCAAUACUAUGCACAAUUCGGUAUGGUUCCCGUCGGUGGCCGUAUCGGUGGUGUUGGUUCAGGUCUCGCAAUCGGCGGUGGUUUGUCAUUCUUAUCUGCAGAAUACGGAUUGGCAUGCGAUCAAUUCACUCAACUUGACGUUGUAUUACCCGAUGGUUCAUUGGUUACAGCCACAAAGGAUAAUCAAUACAGUGACCUUUUGCUCGCCAUCAAAGGAGGCGGUAAUCAAUUUGGUAUCGUCGUUGGUUAUACUGUUCAAGUUUAUCCUCAAGAUCCAGAAGUUUACGGUGGUCUGUUGAUCUAUGGUGCAGAUCAAAUUGAUGCCGUUUACGAUCAAGUACUCAACUUCACAAAUCAAAACACAGAUCCAAAAGCAGCCGUAAUUGCAACUUUGGAUGUCAUUGGUCUUCCAAGCGCACUUGAUCUUGUUACUUACCCAGUACUAAAAGGUUUAACAACAUUCAUCAUUCUUUUCAACGUUUACAACGGCCCAGAUGGUCAACCAGCCUUUACACAAUUCGAAAAAAUUCCUCAUUUGUUGGACACACGCAAAAAGCAACCUUAUACUGCCGUUGCAAGUAUGGUUGACAUCGGUCACUUCUCAUCCGGAAGUGUUUCUUACCGUGCCGCAAGUCAUAACAGUAACACACCAACUUCCGCUGCAACUCUCAAAGCCGCCAUUCAAAAUUUCCAAGAUUUCGCAAAUACAGCUCAUGGUACUUAUGACAUUUUAAGCUUUGACGUUCAACCCGUUGCAGCAUCUCUUGUUCAACAAAGUAGAGCAAGAGGUGGAAAUGCACAAGAUAGCGUUGAUGGACCAUACUACUGGAUCAAUUAUUUGCAUAGCAGUCUACCUGGCCUGUACACCGGCGUCCCACAAGCUUUGGCUGAGUUGAAAACUGCCGUUGAAAAGACUCCAAACAAUGCAACACUCCCAAUCUUCUUGAACGAUGCCAAUGCAGAUCAACCAAUCCUUCAGUCUUACCAUGCUUACGAUAAACUUAAAGCUGCAAAAGCUAAAUACGAUCCUCAAAACUACUUCUCCACUCACAUGGGAGGACCAAGCUUUACUAACUAAGAUACAUUGUAAG
Molecule: messenger RNA, 1628 nt
Organism: Meira miltonrushii
Lineage: Eukaryota; Fungi; Basidiomycota; Exobasidiomycetes; Exobasidiales; Brachybasidiaceae
Product: FAD-binding domain-containing protein
Exons: 1
Coding region: 80-1615 (511 amino acids)
Molecular function (GO): FAD binding; oxidoreductase activity
Source: RefSeq, a predicted model, not a curated record